AUGCUCAAACACAACUCUAAUUUAGACGAACGAGGUGAGAUCUAUCAGGUGGAUGGAACUAUUUGUGAAAGCUUGGCACCGGGAAUAACUUAUGCAAACGCAUCAAUGGUUUUUAAUGAGAAACGAAAAAUAAGAGAGGCAAGAGAAGAUAAAAAUGGUUGGACAAGUAAAGAAUUUCUUGAAGAGAUUCUCCAUCGGUUGGCAGGUAAGAAAUACGAUGAAGUACAUGGUCUCGUAAUUGCUGCAGCCGAUCAUGCUAUUGUGGAUGUUUAUCGAGAAUUGUUUCAAGCAGUCAUCGACGAAUAUGACAGAGAUUUCCUUGAAAGCGGUAUUUCCGAUCCAGUCCUGGAAAAUGUCUUGAUAUUACUGAAAUCAUAUGGAACUACAAAGAAUAAACUGGCUGUUUUACUUGAAUGCUCUAAUGGCGUUACUUCAUGGAAGGCAUUUAUGAUGCUUGGAUGCUUUGUGGAAGAAAUAAUACCGGAGAUGAAAGAUCUCAACGAACAUUUCAUUCGCGACAUCAGGGAAAUUUAUGUUCCAUCAUGGAUUGAACGAUUCGAGAAAAAUGUCAUGUUGAAUCAUCCAGACAAUCAAAUAAAUAGAGAAUAUUUUUCGAAUCUAGAGGCCGAUUAUUUGAACGAGAACUACAGUCCGGUACUGCCAGAUGCAUCUUCUGAUCUUUUUUUAGCGGCUGUUUUUAUGUUUUUACGAAUUUUCACUUUAUCAAUGAGCAAAAAUUACGAACUACUGGAUGAGCUGUUCGAUAAAGUGUUAUCAUGCACUCAUAUCCAAAGUCAUUAUAUGGAAGCAUUUAUUAUGAAAUUGGAUGAAAUUUACAAAUUUUCUAACCGGCAACUGCCACUCAAUACACUUAUUUUAGUUAAUUCUUUGAAAUCAAAGUUUUAUCCACUUCCACAAGUAUUUUCACCUGAAUAUUAUCUGAAACUUGCGGUUGGUCCACUUUGCUAUUCGCUGCAUAUUUCAACUUCAAAUAUGUUCAACAUUGGUUACGUAGUACUAGUGCUGCGAAAUUGUUUGGUUUCUGUCGAAAAUGAGUCAAUAGGACGAAACCAGUGGACGUUCUUCUUAGAAUUUCUCGCUAAUUUCUUAAUAUGCUGUGAAGAAUACACCUUAUGUACAGUGCGGGUGAUAUGCAUGGAUACUUUCAAACUAUUUUUGUCGAAAUUUGAACCAGUAGCACAAGUACUUGUCAUCCGAAAGUUGUUCGGCAUGAUUCAAAAGGACGAAAUACAGAGGAAAAAUUUUCACAAAAUCAACAUUUAUGAUGAAAAAUCAUUAAAAUUCGAGGCACAACUUCUGGCAUGGAUUAUUGACUUGUUUCGUUCCAAGCUUAAGUAUGAGGUGUUUCGUAGAGAACUUGGUUUUUUCUGGGGUGAUAUGGUCAGUAUACGUUAUUCAUAUCUCAGUGAUGGAUUGCAGUACUAUUUGUCUGUUUUCAUAUUUGCUCAGGAAUUGGCGCUUCGUAGAAUGAAUCCGGAAUUGAUAUUAAAUAUUUAUAAGCAUUUUCUUCAACCUCUACAGUCGCAAAUAUCAGAUUGGACAGAAUUGGUGAAAAUCGAACAACAACAGAUAAAUCAUGGAAGCCUUGAGGUGCCCGCCAAUCAACUGUCUGUUAGUAUGGAGCGUUUAGAAAUGGAAACCCGUCGACAACAAAAUAUCCAGUCACUACCACUGCUCCAAUUUCAGUAUUCACAAACUUUAAAUUUUGCUGAAACUUUUCUACAUAGUGCACACAUGCUAUAA
This is a messenger RNA of Brugia malayi, 1764 nucleotides long. RefSeq lists its product as uncharacterized. The transcript has 10 exons. The coding region runs from base 1 to 1764 and encodes 587 amino acids. The record is from RefSeq and is a predicted model, not a curated record. Lineage: Eukaryota; Metazoa; Nematoda; Chromadorea; Rhabditida; Onchocercidae.